AUGAAUCUUUUUUCUCGACUAAUCAACUCUUGGACAGGCAACAAAAGUGCCGGAGAGUCUUACUAUCAUUUCGAGCUGGCAACGUCUGACCUCGACGACGAUGAGCACGCCGAGUACAACCGGUCUGCUGCGUCCCUACCUACUACGACCAAGACUCGGUUGCCGACCUCGAGAGUCAUUAUGCUCAGUCUCGCACUCGGUGGGCUGCAAUUUUUCUGGUCCACAAUCAUGGCCAAUUUGGUACCCUUCCUUCGAAGUCUCGGGCUUUCCAAACCUGUCGUUGCCGCGUCUAUGAUAUCUCAGCCGCUUUCGGGCACACUCGUCGGACCGUGGGUGGGUGCAUUCAGCGACGGGCUGCAGACCAAGUGGGGACGAAGACGUCCUGUCAUGGUCCUCGGCGCAGUCUCUGCCACGGCUCUACUCAUACUCCUCGCUUGGGUUGAUGAGUGGGUCCAUCUGCUAACUUGCCAACUGAAUCAAUGUGGCGAGUACGAGCAAAGUGUCCAGCAUUUCGUCCAGGGCGUUGCCGUCACUCUUGUGGUUGGUCUCAGCAUCGCUGUCCAACCUUUCCAAAGUGGUGCACGAAGUAUUAUCAUUGAUAAUCUUCCAGCAGGGCAGCAGAACGAGGCAAACGUGUCUUCGAGUCGCAUAAUCUGCAUCGGAGGUGUCGCCGGGUUCCUUGCCGGGACGAUUGACAUACCUUCAGUCUUCAACAAUUCCUAUCAGAUCACCCAACUUCAGGGCCUAGCCGUCUUGAAUGCGGUUGUGAUCACGUCUUCCGUUGGGGCCACAUGCUUCGUCUUCAAGGAGUCAAGUCAGUCGUGCUUUCGUGAUGGCAGGGGUCCGAGACCACUGGUCAACAUAUGGCGCAGCACCCAUGGUCUCCCCGACGUCAUUCGAAAGGUGUGCAUGGUUCAGUUCUUUGCGUGGUCAGCCUGGUAUUCGCUUCUGUAUUACACCACCACAUUCAUUGCCGAGCUGGCCGCGGUCGUGGCCAGCAAUGGUGGUACCCAUGCUGUGCAAUCCAAAGCCACGGAUGGUAGAGCCCUACGAACCGGCGUCUUUGCGAGUCUUUGCUUCGCUCUCGUGGCUUUAUCGGCCGCAAUUGUGAUCCCUAUGAUCUUGGCAUGGGUAGAAAAGACUCAUUUAGGCCGGACGGGGGAGGGGAUGGAAAAGCAAACCUCCAAUCACGCCAUCUUGGCGAGGCUGUGGAUGGGAUCACAAGCCUUGUGUGGCAUUUUGAUGCUCGCCUCGGUUGUAGUCGCCUCCCCACCCCAAGGUGUUUUGCUGAUCUCCUUGCUGGGCGUUCCGUGGGCAGUCACUCAGUGGGUCCCCCUGGCCAUCAUUGGGUGCGAGGUGGCCGACGCACGUCACGAGGAAAUGCACGCAGGCACAGUACUCGGCAUACACAAUGUGGCAAUCUCGGCGCCUCAGAUUCUUGCAGGGUUGAUGGCCACGAUUGUGUAUGCGGCCGCCGAUGCGGCUGGGAGUCGGGUGCCGACUGCGUGGGUGCUUGCAUUCGGAGGCUGCGCUGCUGUCUAUGCGUCCAGACUUGCUGUAGAUCUGAUAUGACUGAGUCAUCCAAUUCUUUGAUCAUCACUUCGUUCAGCGUCAUAGCGACUUUGUCUUUCUCCCGGAAGCUAUGGCGUAUUGCUCCAUCGAAGCAACUUUUGCCUGGGAUCACAUUUUGCAACUUUAGCCAGAGCAUCAUGUGACUAGUUCAGAUACAAUCGCCAUUUCUUAUAAGUGCUACAGUGGGCAGACUAUAUAUGGGUGACUUCAAAAGGGAAAGGACGAUUCAGUUGAUUUGCCUCAAUUCCUACAACGUUCGCGGCCGCUAAAUACUGAUUGAUAAAAAUUAAAAAAAAGCACACCAAAUCAAAUUGAAUCGAAUCAAAAGAUUAGCUGGCACAAUUUUAGCUACUUGUGAGACACGUGAUAAUGGAAGGGUUCG
Messenger RNA from Dothidotthia symphoricarpi CBS 119687, 1954 nucleotides. RefSeq names its product MFS general substrate transporter. Gene Ontology annotation, molecular function: sucrose:proton symporter activity. The record is from RefSeq and is a predicted model, not a curated record. The transcript is spliced from 3 exons. Gene Ontology annotation, cellular component: membrane. Bases 1 to 1572 code for a protein of 523 amino acids. NCBI's taxonomy places the organism in Eukaryota, Fungi, Ascomycota, Dothideomycetes, Pleosporales, Dothidotthiaceae.